CCGACCACAACCAGAUCCUUCCCAUUCUCCCCGCCUGUGCCACUCAGGCUGUUUCGCUUCAGUGCGCAGGCGCCAGGCUGGAGGCUGGGCCGUGGUUUCCUAGGAGACCGUGCAGCAGCUGCGCUGCGGUUGGCCCGAAGGGAAGAUGGGGGUGGAGUCGGAGGAGGAAGGCGGCCCCUCGGAGGAAGAAGACGUUCCUCGUGCCAUGGAGCCCUCGCACGCGGGGGCGGCGGGCAGCUCGCGGGCAGUUUGCUGUCAAGGGGCACCAACACAAAUCUCUUCGUCGAGAGUCAUAGUCCACAUAGAUCUGGAUUGCUUUUAUGCCCAAGUCGAAAUGAUCUCCCACCCAGAAUUAAAGGACAGACCUUUAGGUGUGCAACAGAAAUACUUGGUGGUUACUUGCAACUAUGAAGCCAGGAAACUGGGCGUGAAGAAGCUUAUGAAUGUGAGAGAUGCGAAAGAAAAGUGUCCUCAGCUGGUCCUUGUGAAUGGAGAAGACUUGAGCCGCUACAGAGAGAUGUCCUACAAGGUCACAGAAUUGUUGGAGGAAUUUAGUCCAGCUGUUGAGAGACUUGGAUUUGAUGAAAAUUUUGUGGAUCUAACAGAAAUGGUUGAGAAAAGACUCCAGCAGCUUCCAAGUGAGGAGGUGCCGUCAGUGACUGUGUUCGGCCAUGUUUACAAUAACCAGUCUGUGAACCUACACAACGUCAUGCAUCUGAGACUUGUGGUUGGAUCGCAGAUUGCAGCAGAGAUGCGGGAAGCCAUGUAUAAUCAGCUUGGGCUCACGGGCUGCGCUGGAGUGGCUCCUAAUAAACUCUUGGCAAAGUUAGUGUCUGGGGUUUUUAAACCAAAUCAACAGACAGUCUUACUACCUGAAAGUUGUCAACAUCUCAUUCACAGUUUGAACCACAUAAAGGAAAUUCCUGGUAUCGGCUAUAAAACUGCCAAGCGUCUCGAAGUUCUGGGAAUCAAUAGUGUUCAUGAUCUCCAAACCUUUCCAAUCAAAACAUUAGAAAAGGAGUUAGGAAUUUCAGUUGCUCAGCGUAUCCAGAAGCUCAGCUUUGGAGACGACAAGUCUCCUGUCACACCAUCAGGGCCACCACAGUCCUUUAGUGAAGAAGAUACGUUUAAAAAGUGUUCCUCAGAAGUGGAAGCUAAAGCUAAGAUUGAAGAAUUACUUUCCAGCCUUUUGAACAGAGUAUGCCAGGAUGGACGGAAGCCCCAUACAGUAAGAUUAGUCAUCCGUCGGCACUCUGACAAACACUGUAAUCGAGAGAGUCGCCAGUGCCCUAUCCCAUCCCACGUCAUUCAGAAGUUAGGGACAGGCAACCAUGAUGCAAUGCCUCCCCUGAUUGAUAUCCUUAUGAAACUUUUCCGAAAUAUGGUGAACGUGAAGAUGCCCUUUCACCUGACUCUUCUGAGCGUGUGCUUCUGCAACUUGAAAGCCCUGAGCAGUGCUAAGAAAGGGCCUAUGGACUGCUACCUGACUCCGUCCUUCCCAACCACUGUCUACACUGACAAGCGUGGCUUUAACGUGAAGGACACCCGCAAGGAAGACUCUCACAAGGAGAAAGAAGCAAACUGGGAUUGUCUACCAAGUAGAAAAAUGGAAAGCACGAGAACGGGGGUGUCUCCAUUGGAUGCCACCUGUCUUCCUAAAGAAAAAGACACGAGUGACUUGCCACUCCAGUCACUGCCAGAGGGUGUUGAUCAAGAAGUCUUUAAGCAACUUCCAGCAGAUAUUCAAGAAGAAAUCCUUUCUGGAAAAUCUAGAGAAAAUCUAAAAGGGAAAGGAAGUUUAAGUUGUCCAUUGCAUGCCUCUAGAGGAGUAUUGUCUUUCUUUUCUACAAAGCAGAUGCAAGCUGGUUGCUUAAGCCCCAGAGAUGCUACGUUCACUAGCAAGCCGGUGUCUCCCUGUGAGCCUGGAACAUCAGGACUGAGCCCCAGUAGCUCCUCCCAUCCAUCGUGCGGAAAGGACUGUUCCUAUUACAUAGACAGUCAGUUAAAGGAUGAGUGUAUGAGUCAAGGUCCUACUGAGUCUCAGGGCUUCCACUUUUCCAGCACAAACCCUGCUGUUUCUGGCUUUCAUUCCUUUCCAAAUCUGCACACUGAACAGCUUUUCUCCACACACCGCGCUGCCGACAGCCACAAGGAGACAGCCACCACCUCUCACCAGGGACUAGAAAGUCACCAGGGACUAGAAAGCCGGGAGCUGGAUUCUGUGCAAGAAAAGCUUCCUUUCCCACCGGACAUUGAUCCACAAGUUUUCUUUGAGCUUCCAGAAGAGGUCCAAAAGGAACUGAUGGCGGAAUGGGAGAGAGCCGGAGCAGCACGCCCCUCGGCACACAGAUAAGUCCAGAAAGCCAGGAGUGCGCGUUCCCAGGUCGCGGGGCAUAACCAAACAGUAAUAGUCAAUGGUGUGGAAAUCCGAUGUAAGAUGUGAUAGAUACGGCAAAAGUGGGCACAGGAAGGAAAUUCUAGUGCAAAGGGAAAAUACCCAUAAUGUGGUAAUGUAAAGAGAAGCUAUCUCCCUAUUAUUUCUCCAGCUGUUUUAUAUCAUUGUCAAUAAAAGGAAUAUCAUGGUCAACACUA
This is a messenger RNA of Mus pahari (shrew mouse), 2592 nucleotides long. RefSeq names its product DNA polymerase iota (gene Poli). The record is from RefSeq and is a predicted model, not a curated record. The transcript is spliced from 10 exons. Gene Ontology annotation, biological process: translesion synthesis. Lineage: Eukaryota; Metazoa; Chordata; Mammalia; Rodentia; Muridae. Gene Ontology annotation, molecular function: damaged DNA binding; DNA-directed DNA polymerase activity. The coding region runs from base 146 to 2353 and encodes 735 amino acids.